Molecule: messenger RNA, 1133 nt
Organism: Monodelphis domestica (gray short-tailed opossum)
Lineage: Eukaryota; Metazoa; Chordata; Mammalia; Didelphimorphia; Didelphidae
Source: RefSeq, a predicted model, not a curated record
UCCCAGCCAGGCUUGUGUCUCCCAGCCUCAGGCUUCCCUGGUCAUUCCUGGCAGCCCCAUCCCAGAGCCCUCCUGGUCCUCAGCCUGUCCCAGCUCCCUCCCUCCUAGACCAGGCAGGAGGGUGAGGGUUGGGCAGGGGGGCCGCAGGGAGGGCAGAGCUCUGACUGGGGGUCCUGGAGCCUCUCACUGCCCCCCUCCCAUCUGGGAUCCCAAAGCCCCUUCUGCCUCCUGGUCUUUGAAGGAGGAUGGGCAGAAGAGGAGUAAGAGAGGGAGGGGGGAGUCUUCCUGCUCAGAGCACCUUCCUGUCCCUGCCUCACCUCCUUUCUUGCCCUCCCCCUGGACCCUGAAGGCUCUCCCUGCUGGACCUCAGCCUGCCUCAAUGCCUGCAGCCAGCCUCCUGCCCAGGAAGAGGAGACAAAGAGCUUGCAGAGGACCCAGGCCUGGAGCCAGAGGGGUGGCCCCUGGGAGCCCCGGCCCCCCAGCCCAGGUCUUGGUGACGUUCCAGGAUGUGGCUGUGGACUUCACCCAGGAGGAGUGGCGCCUCUUGGACCUUGGUCAGAAGGAGCUGUACAAGGAGGUGAUGCUGGAGAAUGCUGAGAACAUGCUCUUCCUGGGUAAGGACGAUGUUCCCUGGUAAUUCUGAAUCUACCCUCAAGGCACUGUCUUCAUUCCCUCCCCGGUGUACAAGGUUUUUAGCAUUUAUCAAUUAUUAGUAAGGCCAAAAUGCUGAUCUCUUGUCUCCUAGGACAGAUAAUCCUGUUUUCUGGUUUUCCUGCAAAAGGUCUUUGCAGUGUUGAUACUGCAAAGUAUCAACUGUGGGAUCUUCAUGUCCAAAAACCAAACAACUGUUGGAAAAUCUCAGACUGAAGAAGUGAUCUCAGGGAUUGAGUUAGUCUGACUAUUGCCUGAGCACGAAUGUUGUCUGCCAAGUAUCUGAACCCUGCUCAUGCAGCUUUUCUUUGAAGAUGGACCCUGAAGGGAACCUCCUACCUCCCCAAAGAGCCCCUUCCUCUUUGGGUUCUCUUAGUCUUUGGAGGGUUCUUUUUUGAUAAUUCACAUUAAAUUAUACCUCCCUGCUCCUAGUCUUACUCUCAAAAGCUGAGCAUAGCCAGGAUGUCUGUUCUUCCUUCAUA